This is a messenger RNA of Cervus elaphus (red deer), 8176 nucleotides long. It is a transcript of the gene TLL1, whose product is annotated as tolloid like 1. Gene Ontology annotation, molecular function: zinc ion binding; metalloendopeptidase activity; calcium ion binding. Bases 594 to 3635 code for a protein of 1013 amino acids. Gene Ontology annotation, biological process: proteolysis. Lineage: Eukaryota; Metazoa; Chordata; Mammalia; Artiodactyla; Cervidae. The record is from RefSeq and is a predicted model, not a curated record. The transcript is spliced from 21 exons.
CCGGAUCCUGACCCUGAUUGUAUGAAUAAGUAAGCAGGAUGCAAGUGAUUGGGUUAGAUGCUGUGAAGAUUUUUUUUUUUUUUUCCAAGUUAGGAAAAGGGUAAAAAGACAGCCUGGGGGGAAAAGACAAACAGUGCAUCCCCAAAUCCUCCCACUUUCGCUCUUCUCGCAGUCUUGCUUUGCUGCUUCUGCGGCUUUUAAGGUCUGGCGGCAAAGGAAUGUCUGCCCCCCACCCGCGACCGCGGACCCCACUUUCAGCUCAGACGCGCUGAUGUGAAGACUGGUCUUGUCCUCCCAGAGCGGCACCGGGUCUAGGUGUGGGGUGCACGCGGGAUCUGAGCCCGAGAACCUGAGCCUAGGGCAGCCGAGCCUUUGAGUUGCUGAAAGGACGGCCGCCGGGAGACAGCCUGGCCGCGCGCCCGCCCGGACCCGCUCCCUACCUGCCCCCGCCCGCCACCUCGCCCGCGCCGGGGGACAGGUCGCCCUGCCCUCUCUCCGCCCGGCGGCGCCCCAUGUCCCCGGACACCUGAGCGCCCGCCGCGCCAAGGAGCCUUCCGCGGGGACAGGAACCGGUGUCCUUCUUCGAGAGGAAGAUGGGGCUGGAGAGGCUUUUUCCGGGGAUGCUCGCGUGGCUGGCGGCCACGGGGGUUGUCCUCUGCGCGGAACUGGGGGUCUGCGCUGGCCUCGACUAUGACUACACUUUCGGUGGCUACGGAGAGGAUGAGGCAGAGGCGCUGGACUACAAGGACCCGUGCAAAGCCGCUGUGUUUUGGGGUGACAUUGCCUUAGAUGAUGAAGAUUUAAAUGUCUUUCAAAUUGAUAGGACAAUUGACCUUACACAGAACCCCUUUGGAAGAUUUGGACACACCACAGGUGGAUUUGGAGACCAUGGGAUGUCAAAGAAACGAGGGCCCCUCUACCAACUUAUAGACAGAAUAAGAAGGAUUGGCUCCGGCUUGGAGCAAAACAACACAGUUAAGGAAAAAUUACCACUGAAAUUCUCAGGGCAAAGUGAGAAAAAUAGAGUUCCCAGGGCUGCUACAUCAAGAACUGAAAGAGUGUGGCCUGGAGGUGUUAUUCCUUAUGUCAUAGGAGGCAACUUCACUGGCAGCCAGCGAGCCAUGUUCAAGCAGGCCAUGAGGCACUGGGAAAAACACACAUGUGUGACUUUCAUUGAAAGAGGGGAUGAAGAGAGUUACAUUGUAUUCACAUAUAGGCCUUGCGGAUGCUGCUCCUAUGUAGGUCGGCGUGGAAACGGGCCCCAGGCAAUCUCUAUUGGCAAGAACUGUGAUAAGUUUGGAAUCGUUGUUCAUGAACUGGGUCACGUGAUAGGCUUCUGGCAUGAGCACACGCGGCCAGACAGAGAUAACCAUGUGACUAUCAUACGGGAAAACAUCCAGCCAGGUCAAGAGUACAAUUUUCUGAAGAUGGAGCCUGGGGAAGUGAACUCGCUCGGAGAAAGCUAUGAUUUUGACAGCAUCAUGCAUUAUGCUAGGAACACCUUCUCAAGGGGGAUGUUUCUGGAUACCAUUCUCCCCUCACGUGAUGAUAAUGGCAUUCGUCCAGCAAUUGGUCAGCGAACCCGCUUAAGCAAAGGAGAUAUUGCACAGGCAAGAAAGCUGUAUAGAUGUCCAGCAUGUGGAGAAACCCUGCAAGAAUCCAAUGGCAAUCUGUCCUCCCCAGGAUUUCCAAAUGGCUAUCCGUCUUAUACACACUGCAUCUGGAGAGUCUCUGUGACCCCAGGAGAGAAGAUUGUUUUAAAUUUUACUACAAUGGACCUAUACAAAAGUAGUUUGUGCUGGUAUGAUUAUAUUGAAGUAAGAGAUGGGUACUGGAGGAAGUCACCUCUCCUUGGUAGAUUCUGUGGGGACAAAUUGCCUGAAGUUCUUACCUCUACAGAAAGCAGAAUGUGGAUUGAGUUUCGCAGCAGCAGCAAUUGGGUAGGAAAGGGCUUUGCAGCAGUCUAUGAAGCUAUCUGUGGAGGUGAGAUACAUAAAAAUGAAGGACAGAUUCAGUCUCCUAAUUAUCCUGAUGACUACAGGCCAAUGAAAGAAUGUGUGUGGAAAAUAGCAGUGUCAGAAGACUGCUACGUUGGCCUGAUCUUUCAGGCCUUUGAGAUUGAAAGACAUGACAGUUGUGCCUAUGACUACCUAGAAGUUCGAGAUGGAACCAAUGAAAGUAGUCCUUUGAUAGGACGUUUUUGUGGUUACGAUAAGCCUGAAGAUAUCAGAUCUACCUCCAAUACCUUGUGGAUGAAGUUUGUUUCUGAUGGAACUGUGAACAAGGCAGGGUUUGCUGCCAAUUUUUUUAAAGAGGAAGAUGAGUGUGCCAAGCCUGACCGUGGCGGCUGUGAACAGCACUGUCUGAACACGCUGGGCAGCUACCAGUGCUCCUGUGAGCCCGGCUAUGAGCUGGGACCUGACAGAAGGACCUGCGAAGCGGCCUGUGGUGGACUUCUCACGAAGCUGAAUGGCACUAUAACCACUCCAGGAUGGCCCAAGGAGUACCCUCCCAACAAACACUGUGUAUGGCAAGUGGUCGCACCAACACAGUACAAAAUUUCUGUGAAGUUUGAGUUUUUUGAAUUGGAGGGCAAUGAAGUAUGCAAGUAUGAUUAUGUAGAGAUUUUGAGUGGUCUCUCUUCUGAGUCUAAAUUGCAUGGCAAAUACUGUGGUGCUGAAGUGCCUGAAGUGAUCACAUCCCAAUUCAACAAUAUGAGAAUAGAAUUCAAAUCUGACAAUACAGUAUCCAAGAAGGGCUUCAAAGCACAUUUCUUCUCAGACAAAGAUGAGUGUUCUAAGGAUAAUGGCGGGUGUCAACAUGAGUGUGUCAACACAAUGGGAAGCUACCUGUGUCAGUGCCGAAAUGGAUUUGUGCUGCAUGAAAAUAAGCAUGAUUGCAAGGAAGCUGAGUGUGAACAGAAGAUUCACAGUCCUUAUGGCUUCAUCACCAGUCCCAACUGGCCAGACAAGUACCCAAGCAGAAAAGAAUGCACAUGGGAAAUCAGUGCCACUCCUGGUCAUCGAAUCAAAUUAGCCUUUACUGAAUUUGAGAUUGAGCAGCAUCAAGAAUGUGCUUAUGAUCACUUGGAAGUAUUUGAUGGAGAAACAGAAAAAUCACCAGUUCUUGGACGACUGUGUGGGAACAAGAUACCAGAGCCCCUUGUGGCUACUGGAAAUAACAUGUUUAUUCGGUUUGUCUCUGACGCAUCUGUUCAAAGAAAAGGUUUUCAAGCCGCACAUUCUACAGAGUGUGGUGGCAGACUGAAAGUGGAAUCAAAACCCAGAGAUCUGUACUCACAUGCUCAGUUUGGUGAUAACAACUACCCAGGACAAGUUGAUUGUGAAUGGCUGUUAGUGUCAGAACGGGGCUCUCGACUCGAAUUAUCCUUCCAGAUUUUUGAAGUGGAAGAAGAAGCUGACUGUGGCUAUGACUACGUUGAGCUCUUUGAUGGUCUUGAUUCAACAGCAGUGGGGCUUGGUCGAUUCUGUGGAUCAGGGCCACCAGAAGAAAUCUAUUCAAUUGGUGAUACAGUUUUAAUUCAUUUUCAUACUGAUGACACAAUCAGCAAGAAAGGAUUUCAUAUAAGAUACAAAAGCAUCAGAUAUCCAGAUUCCACACAUACCAAAAAAUAACCAAAAUCUCCAUCAGAACAUAAAGGAAUGUGUAUAAUGCAGAGAAGAUGUAUUUCUUUUUUAAAUGAAGAUUUUAGCACAAAUAUUUCAUAUGAGUUUGAGCAAAAGAAAACUGCAAGACCAGAAUUAUCUCUGUACUACAAGAGAAGUUUCCAGCUAACCCUGAUCAGCAUUACCAGGAUAUUUGAACUCCAUUCUUGACAGUAUAAAUAUAAAUAAAGUUGGUGAAAGGGCAUCAUGAUUCAAAGAAGACUUCACAAUUCUUUGUUCACAGCACAACACAGAUGCUUUACAAUUCAAAUUGUUCCUUUCAGGGUCUGUGACGCUGCAGAGUGUUCUUUUUGACAAUUUCUCAGUAUAUGGGAGAAAUAAAAUGAUCUUACAGGUUAUAAACUGGAAAACCCUCUCCUCGAAUCUUAGGAUAAUUGCUUUGACUGUGCAUCUUGAAGACAAUGUAAACCAGAUCCAUAUAAGUUGUUGUGAAGUGGAAGUCUUUUAAGGGUGGUUUAUACUUUAAAUAUGGGUAUGACCAGUGUUUGGAAACUGGAAUAUUUCAGCUUCAUUAUUUUCACUUGCAGGCUAAAUUUACCUCUUUGAAACGUAAACAAUCUUGAAACCAUUUCAUUUUCCUGACCUUUGACAAGUUUGAAAUGUCAGUAGUGUCUACCAUUUAGCUAAUUCUAAACAUAAUUUUAUCUAAGUGCUGGAAAAUGCCCAGUUUAUCGGUAAACUCAAUUCUUUCAGUGAGAAAUGCUGCCUUUUCACACCAAAUUCAAGAGCCCUUGUGAUGUCUUAUGAACCCGAUGAGAUAAUUCCCAACAGGUGUGAACUGGAUCCUUUUAAAGUGACUGCCUAGAUGGCUCAUACUCAAGUUCUACUGCUGCUAUUCUUUCUUUUGUUGUUGAUCUGUUGUAGCUGUUCAUGUUGAUGUUGUCAAGGUUAAUGUUUUCUUGUUUUUUUGUUUUUUAAUGAAAUGAAGUGGGCAAGCCUUGUUAGAACUGAAAAUUUUCUUUCUCUUCCUAGAAUUCAGGUUUUUAAAAUGUAAUGUUGUAAAAAAAAAAAAGAAAGAUUUGUUUCUGAAAGACUUUCUAUGGUGCUAUUCCAUAAACAUUUUUUUUAAACAAAGUUUUUGACCUUUGAGCCAACCACCUGUAGACUACAAACGUCUCUGUCUGGCUGGUAGCACUUGAAGACUAAAGACUUGCUAAAUGUAUCAAAAGUAUGUUGUUGCAAGGGUAGCACUUGUCCUGUGGAACAGCUGCUUAUAAUGCCUUAGAAUUAUUUUGAAUGAUUGAGCAGAUCCUCCUAAGAGACACACCUUUUUUGAAAAGUUGAGUAUAGUAGUGUACGUUAGUUAGCAUCUCUAUGAGGAAAAUUAAUUUCUGUGACUGAGAUCUUUAGAUAUAAAUAUGGUGACCUACUUUUAUUGUAGAAAAUUAAUUUUCUGCUUUAAAGCCAGGAUUUUUUUUAAUAUUAAUGUAUGUAUAUAUGAAAUUGUCUGAAUGAGUGAAGCUACAAGAAAGUGAUGAGUAGUGGGUGGCUGAAAAGUUUAAAUUUACAUGCCAAGUUCUGCUAGAAUCUUGUUUGAAGUAGCAACUUUCAUAAGCUGUUUCAUGGACAAAUAAUGGGAAUUUCUCAUUAUUAUCAAUCCCAUUUUAAAAAAGGCUCCUUCCUUCAGAGAAACUCUAUUUUGAUAUUUUUUUAUGUUGAUAUAGAUUGCUGUAUGAAGUAGCUUUGGUUCUGUUGUCUGUCCAUGAACAUUCAAUAUUUAAUAAAAUUGAAAAUCUUUCUUCAUUUUACAAUAUUAAACUAUACACACAGAUUUAGCUUGUUUUUUUUUCCAUUGUUGCCUUGAAAAUCUUUUAUUGUGUAUGAAUUGUAUUAUGUAAAUACAUUUUUAAAAAUAAUCUUUUGAUCUCAUGGAACAUUACUUUGGAAAUGUAUAAAUAUUGCCUGCAAUAUAAGGAGCUUUUUAGUGGAGCUGAUUUAUUCCAGUAACUUCUAUAUUUUUUUUCACCAAUCUCCAGUAAGCCAAAAUAUUGGGAAUAGGAAAGAGAGGAGAAAAGAAAAAAACAUUAAAACCUGGUAUACCAUGCUGUGCCCAGCCCAGUACUAAGCACAUACACUAGCUCUUUUAACUUCAUGCAACCCUUUGAGAACUGUGGUAAUGGUCUCAUUUUAUGGUUUAGGAACUGAGGCUCAAAGAAAGAAUAUAAUGUUCCCAGGGUUACAGUGUAAAGUUAGAUGUUAAAACUCAAAUUGUCUGAUAUAAAACUCUGUACUUAUUCUAAAAAUGUAGUAGAAUCAAUCUUGACAUAUAUAUAUAUAUAUAUAUAUACACACACAUACACAUAUACAUAUAUAUAUAUAUAAGAUAUAUUUUUAUGCUGAAACUUUCUACAUAAAGUCAGUUUUAGAGGUGAGUUACAGUAGAACUUUCUAACCAAGAAUAAACUUGGUUACUUUCAGUAAUAGCAUGAAAAUUAAAAUAUCAACUGUAGAUGUCUUUAAGAACCACAGUUAAUGCUAGAAAAUUAAAAAACAAAAAAAGCUACUAUAUAGUUUGGAGUUAGUAACUAUGGGCCUUUUGUUAAAAUAAGUACAUUAAAUUAUUUUAUCUGAUGUGGUGGGGAAAAUGUAGUGCUUUUAAGAAAUACUGUGGAUACUCUGGUUGAUAUCUUAUAAGGUUUCAAUGAGCUGCCCUCACACAACUGGGAAGUAAAAUAUUUAGAAGGCACACUCAAAGAGGUUGUCAUAACUUAGGUCUUCAAUGGGAACAUUAAUUUUUUAUUAUACCUUUUGUAUGCUAUCUGCUCACUGCAUAUUAUUUUUAUAUUAAUUCAACUUUGGCUUAGGUGUAUUGUUAAAUUCAAACACAAACAGCUUCAUUGUUAUUGUGAUAAUAAUGGUUAAUUACUGUUCUAGGCAUUUUAUUAGCUUUUGUAAAUUUAUUUUCAACCUUUGCAUCAACUUCUACAUUAGUCUUGGUUCUGUUAAUACUGUUUGCUGAAGUUCUAAUUCCUAUAAAAUCCUCACUGACUUUACAUAUAAAAAUUUGCUCCCACUUAAUAUGAUUUUAUUAAAUUAUUUUUAAAAGUCAAUUGUGACUAUUACUCUAGUUAUUUAGAAGAUCAUGACUUAACAUAACUGCACAAACAAUAUAUUUGAAGAAAUAAAUGAGAAACAGCAGUUCUAUUUCCAAAAUUCCUAAGUGUCCCCUGCCUGUACUGACUGAAUUUUUGCUACCUUGGAUUAGUUUUAGUAUACCACAGUAUCAGAUUCAAAUUCUGUUUAAUUUUUUUUAAUACAUUAGUCUUUUGAUUAUUAUUUUUUCUAUUUUUGAUAACAAGGCUCAAAUAAUGAAAUUUUAUUCUCAUAUGUAGAAAAUCUCUGAAAGCAUUUAUUAUUCCUCACAAGGGUAAAUUUUUUAAAAAGAAGCAUUGAAUUAUCAGUUUGUUUAAAAUUGAUAAACUACAGCCAUGUGCAAAUUAAAAAGGACUUUCAGUUAAAACAAUAUCAAAAUGUUUGGAAAUUUUAUUUAACUAUAAUUUUAUUUAGCAAGAGUAUUUUGGAUAAAAGAAAACCUUUAAUACCAUUUAUUAAAUCCAUCAUGGGAGGAAGAAAAUAGGAAAAAUAAAUUACCAUGUAAAGAUCUGUAACUUGAACUGCAGUGGUACUUUUUGUUUGAUAAGAAAAAAUAGAUAACAUGACCUUACCACAAAGAAAGAAAAGGUGCUUUAUGAAUACAUUUUUACAUUAGUGCAUAGUAAAUGGUUAUAAAUGAAUAUUUUCUUUUUAGUCUUUUAUUUUUAUUGUUAUAAAAUUGAUAAAUUUUGUCAUUAGCUUAGGAAAUGAAAAGGCUGGCUGCUAUACAUGGUAAAAUACUAUUUGUCACCAAACUUUGCUUUGACAUGUACUUUUUAAAUUGUCCAGCUUUGAACCUAUGUUCUUUCCACUCCCUGCCAGUGUCCUCAAACUGAAUUCAGGUUUACAAUGUAAUUCUAGUCAAUACCAUGACAUCUACCUGGUGCAGAGGUCAAUGCAUGUUGGUUCCAAACACUGUUUAAGACCCUGACCCUGUCUCAUAUAUAUAAUCCCCCUCUCAUCCAAUAUUUUGAAUAAAAAGUCAAUGAAAUAAAUCUCAGCUUCUAACUUUGGAAGACAUGUAUGUAGAAAUAUACUUUGGUUAAAGUCUAUGAAAACAGAAGCAAGCACUAAAUAUGCAUCAUGAGACAUGUAGCUAGAAGGACCUGGCAGCUGGGUCUUCUCCUGCUUUUACUGAAGUGGCAGGAGGGGUCUAUUUAAAGGAGUGCCAUUAAAAUUAUUUAAACACAAGAACACCUGGAAAGGACAAAUAGAGUGAAAGGAUUACAGAUAAUGAGGCUUCAAUAUGUCAAUCUAUCCUAAAACAAGUAUAAUUAAAAAUUAAAUUACAGAAAAAAAUUUCAAAGGAAUAUAAUAAAUUUGUUAAAGUCACUUUUAUACCACUCCAUGUCUAUUAGUUGUGUUUGAAUUUCAUGGGAAUAAAGAGUCUCUUAUAA